This is a messenger RNA of Eruca vesicaria subsp. sativa (arugula), 528 nucleotides long. NCBI's taxonomy places the organism in Eukaryota, Viridiplantae, Streptophyta, Magnoliopsida, Brassicales, Brassicaceae. The record is from the annotation of a GenBank genome assembly.
UUGCAAAGUAAACAAAGAGACACUAGUGAACCAGAGAGACAGAGAUACUACAUAGUGAUGGCUAAGAUGUCAAGGUCAUCUAAGCUCCUUGUGGUGAUGCUUUUUUCAUUCAUGGCGCUUUGCAUAAUCUCCCAUGCACAAACCUUUUUUCCUGGUCGGAAAUUAACUGAGUAUCCGCGUCCGAUUCCGUACGGGGCUACCCCCCCGUACACUCCUGUUCCUCCGGAAUGUUUCAACCAACCUGACCAACCUGGUUGUCGUCCAUGAGAGUUUAAAUUUGGUCACAUGGAUUAUAAUCAAAUAAAAUAAGGUGAUGUAUAUGGGUAUCUUCAUAUAUUUUUCAUGAUUGCUGGAGUAUAAAAUGCUUGUGAGAUCCAUGUAAUAAAUAUAGUAUGAUGUAGUUUUUCUUGAAUAAAAAUAUAUUAUAUAUAGUAUGUUGUAGUACCUUAGUUUGUAAUGAAUAAAGACAUCUAUGUAUCUUUUGUUGGUCAUCAUGAUGAUAUCUCUGUUUAAUAAACUAAAGUUACC